Messenger RNA from Nothobranchius furzeri (turquoise killifish), 2162 nucleotides. It is a transcript of the gene c3h1orf159, whose product is annotated as chromosome 3 C1orf159 homolog. The record is from RefSeq and is a predicted model, not a curated record. Lineage: Eukaryota; Metazoa; Chordata; Actinopteri; Cyprinodontiformes; Nothobranchiidae.
GACUGGGCGUCUAAGGUGAGUUGAUGACAAACUAGACAGCAGACAGUGUCUGCGUGGAGAUAUGUUUGCAGCAGAACAGUUGGUGUUUAAACCACACACAGUUUAGUUAGGAUAACGCCUGGUGCUGUUUGGCUGGGUUUGAGUAUGGGUUUGUCGUUCCUUUUAGUGUUGGCCGCCACAGUGAUUCUCAUCAGACCCGAAACACCUGUAACAAAGGCUCUUCAUCAGAACUCACUCGAGUGCUGUGGCGAGAAACACAAAGUGAACAGCUCAUGCUCCAACAACACUCAUUGUGAACCAGGUUGCUUCUUUCGUAUUUUGGAGAACAACAACACCGUCUGCAUAUUCUGUGACUCGGCUGCGGUGGAUUUGGAGAACGUAACAGUCUGCACCUACAACUACACAGUGGAGCGUAAAAAUCACACCACAGUAACCACAGUCAUUCCUAAAAUUGGAGGCCCAGGUGUGGCAGCGUCUCUCCUUCUCGGAACUCUGUUGAUCAGCCUGUUCCUCAUCCUAACCGUUGCCUCGUUUUUCUACCUCAAACGCUCUAACCGGCUCCCGAGCUUCUUCUACCGUCGCAACAAGGGCUUCAUAUUCCAGCCAAGUGAAACAGCGGUUAUGAUCCCCUCCUCGUCAGUGAGAAAGCCCAGGUACGUGAGACGGGAGCGGUCCUCUGCCGCAUCAACGCUGAACAGAGCCACAAUUCCCACAUCAGCCACGACCCAAGUGUACAGCGCGUAGAAAGGAAAGUGGGUGGAGAGAACGCUCAGGAAGGAGGUUUGGGAGAGAAGGAAGACUAGCUGACUGGAAACACAGCUGUAGCUGCUGCUUCUGCCUUCAUCUCACCAGGGCCAAUAUCAUCUCUGCUUUUAAAACAAACAUGCCAUCAGAAAAGAUCAACCACCAGUAGGUGAGCUGGGAGCUUUCUUGGUGCUCUAAAUUCACUGGGAAACUUUAGUUUGCUUAAUUUUUAUUACUAUUUAUCACUGUUUAAUAAAAUCUCAGGAUCCCCCAUUCCUCAGUGGAUUUACCCCACUCUGAACCAAAUUGGCUUAGGUUUCCCUGACUUUGUUAUUUUUGGAUCGUUGUAUUAAAAGUGCCAAAAACGGAGGGCGUUGAAGCCCCUCUUCUCUGGAUGUGUAAAAUACACUAAACUUUAGUUUGGGUUAAAAUGCUUCAAAUACUUCCAAAUAUCCACUUUAGUGAAAAUAAGCUGCUUUAAUCUGCUGCUUCUGAAUGUGAUUCAUGCAAUCCACAUCGUUUUGCACACAAGGAAAAAAGCAAAGCCAGAUCCCGCAGAUUGAGUUUUGGGGAGCAAACCGACAGCCCAGUAUCAUUUCCAUUUUUCUGAUGUAUUUGCUUGUUUGCUGUUUAUUUCAUUUGUGCACUGAGUUUUACUUGAUAAAACGAGGCCAACGAAGAAAAUAACAUGCUUUCUGUUGCAAAUGAACACACUGAUGUGUUACUGCGAACACUGUACUAUCUGUAUUUGUUGGAUUGUUUCAUUUUAGUCACUGACGUUGUAUUUAUUGUGUGUAACCAGCCGCGGUGAAUGUAUUUCUCACAUCAGAGUCAUAAACGCCAACUCACUCCAUCUGCAUUUAUAAAUGAUUGUUUAUUCAUCAGGAGUCCUAUUAAACCAGUUGAACUUUAUUUUAAUCCCCCAAGACUCGGAGGGUCCUGCACUUUAUCUUUCUCGGGCCUCCAUCUAAUUCCUUAACAGGUUAAAUUUGAACACCUGACUCCUUUUUAUCAAAUGUCUGAAGAAAAUGACUUAUUGUUUCUGUACUGUGAUAACUGUGCCAUAAUUGAGUUUUUUAAUCUGAUGUAGCUGUGGUGAACAGUGUGUUUCAUUAAUACUCAGUGGCCUUUACGAUAUCUGCAAGUCAAGUUUGAUUUGCUAUAUGAUGUAUUUAUUUGUUGGAACACUAAGCCCAUGGAUUUCCAUGUUUUAUUUACAUUCUUAAGUAAUCUGAGGUCAUUCCUGUUGCUUUGUGUGUGUUUGGUUGCUGUGCAGACUAGUUGAAUACAUGUACAAACUAUUUUAUACAGAUAGAUUGUUUUUUGUAAUGUACAAUAUUCAUGCUUUAGUGCCAUGAAGAAAGUUAAGAGAUGUGUGUGUGUGUGAUAUUUGCAGAAAUAAAGCACCUUUCAACAAU